Molecule: messenger RNA, 8724 nt
Organism: Anopheles coustani
Lineage: Eukaryota; Metazoa; Arthropoda; Insecta; Diptera; Culicidae
Exons: 2
Coding region: 1550-6475 (1641 amino acids)
Cellular component (GO): nucleus
Source: RefSeq, a predicted model, not a curated record
UUUUCCGUUUUAGUUUCCGUUUCGCCCUUUAGUUUUCCGCUCGCCAACACAUUCCGUUCCGUUUAGUUGAUGCGUGGUGUCAAAAGUGCGGGUUCGGCCCAACUGUAUGCCAGAAGGAAUUAUGGAUUUCGUAGUGAGCUGGGCUCGCAUGCCCAGCGUGCGUCCAAAAUAAUCCAAAAUGUGACACAUUCCGCUUGACGCUGUGUGUUUUUUUUUAUUCAUUUAUUGCCCACUUCCAAUGCGAAUCGCAGUAUGACGAAUAGUCGCCACAUCAUUUUAGCUAGUUGAAAUGAGCGUUUUUCCGGGUAAACCGUUAAGUGUGUUGAAAUAAGGUGGAAAUGUAUUGUUCGACGUGACAUGAAAAAAAAGCAAAGAAAAGGAAAAACAACCAUCCUAAAAAGUCAAUCCGCACAUACAUACACACACAUACACAUUCCGACAUUUUUGUUCCCGCACUGUGCGGCGUAGCCUGUUUUGAAUGUGAGAGCCUCAAUUUUAUGAAACAUGUUUUCGUUUACGUAUGGCAUCGGCAGGCGGGUAAAACUGUGAUCGGAAGACGUCGAAGUUGAAACAACUGCUAAAAAAUUGGCUGAUGAAAUAUUGCCGUUGCUUCUUGUGUGCGGCGCGCGUCAGUCGCGUGCCUGAAGAAAAGUGUCCCGACAAGACCAACGAAAAUUGUAGUAGCGCGCGUCGUUUACGAGUGUGAUACCAGUUCAGUCUCCGGUGGAAAAGAAGAAAGGCAGUAACACCCCGUGAAGUGUAGGGGUGUGCACCUCCACGAAAGACACGGUUCAAAGAAAGCAACCAAGAGGUGCGCGUUCGAGCAUAGAAAGAACGACAAAGAAAGAGAGACCGUUGCCUUCGUGGUCGUCUUCGUCGGCUGUUGGUGGUUUUUUCCCUCGUACGAAAGAAACCCUCACGACCGCAAAGACCGCCUGAAAAAAGGGUUGCAGAAAAGAGACUCCCAUCGCAUGGGAGAAGAACGAAUGAUCGGUUUGAAACAACUCGUUCCGAUCAUAACAACGGGAACUGCAGGCUCCAGGCGGGCGAAGCAUAGAAGCUAGCGGUGUAGCAGAAGCGGCAACAUAAAAUCCAGUCUCUUUGUGGUUCUUUCGACAUCCCAUUCCUAUUUUACCUCGCCCAGUCGCGUCGUCGUGGGCUUUUACUGCGAAGUAGUAAUGUUGCAAAAGUAGGCUGGUGUGGUGCGCGUCGUGCGCGAUUCUUUCUGCUUCGCACAAACACAUACACACCCACGAACGCAGGCUGCAGCGCGCCGCGAGAUAAACAAAACGAAUAAUAGCGUUCAUGACCAUACGCACGCCGCCAUCGUUGUGCGUGGGCUGCUUUCGCACUUGGAAAUGCGAUACUUGUUAGACGGCCGGGCCAAAGACGAAAUAGCUGCAUUUUUAUUUAAUAGUUGACAUUUUAUUAACGGGAAUCUAAGACAAAAGUAAAAGACGACGCCGAAAUCAUCGGUUGUUAUUUAUUCCGUCCAACGUACGGUUCUCCAAACGUCGCGUGUAGUUGAGCGUGUCGUCGGAUCCGCGAUAUGGCCACUCUAAACUGGAGAACGCCCGCGACGGCCGCGGCACCUAAAAAUGCGGCCCCACAAACUCAUCAUCGUCAUACGCACCACCCACAUCAAAGACUUUCGGCUGGCGUUCCAACCGGUGGCUAUGGUUAUUAUGAUAAAACAUCGACAAACAACGUUGCACGUCACCCGGCCGCCAAUAGGCAUGCACCUCAGUCGGCCGCGGUACACAAGUCCCCGAUCCUACCGUCGGUACCUCCAGCUCCCAGCUGCCUUCCGGACGAGGUGGAAGACGAUUUGAGCGAAAUAACGAUUCAGUUUGACGAUGGGGUGCAAACGUUGUACGUUGGUCCGGUCGAAAUAGUCGACAAGGGGGAUGGUGGUGGUGGUAGCGUUAACGCAUCUCAACAAGCAGUUGCCAGCAACCCUCCGAGCCUAGGCAAAGAUGGUGGCCGAAAUGGAGCGAAAGAAGAAAAUGUGACCAUCCGAGGAAGUGGUGAGGGUGUACGAGCACGCGAACGGUACCAGGAGGAACGGGCGAUCGUCACGCUCGAGCCAGUCGGUGGCCGGGCGAAGAGCCAAUCCUUGCCAAUGUUCCUCAAGCAGCAACAGAAACAACAGCAACUACAAGAGCAGCAGCAGCAGCGGCAACAGCAGCAACAACAACAACAACAACAACAGUUACUACAAGAGCAGCUGCAGCAGAAAAGGCAGCAAAAGCUGCAUGAGCAUAUACGGCAGCAACAACAACAAUACCAGCAGCAGAUCGAGAAGCAACAGCAGCUGGAAAGAGCUAAAAUGAUGCAGCUACAGCAGCAACAGCGAGCUUUAAAGCAGCAGCAGCAGCUCAAGCUGAAAGAGCAAAGCCUACUGCAGCAUGUGCAGAAGCUGAAAGAAUCUCAACUGCGCCACCAGCAGCGGCAGCAACAAUUAACCGAGCUGCAGCUGACGGUGAGUGUGCAGCAGCAACCUGUUCCACCGGUGGUGCAAUCCACUCACCGUCAAAGCAAACCGUCGUCGUCAGCCAACAAGCGCCAGUCGGUUUUAACGCAUCAGCAGGCGGUGCUUUUACAGCGGCAACAGAUGCAAAUGCAACAGCUGCAACAACAACCGAAUCAGCAGCUGCUGCAGCAGCAGCAACAGCAACAACAACACCAACAGCAACAGCAGCAAAUACAACAACAACAAUAUCAACAAAUUCCUCCGCGACAGAAGGAAUCGCUGUCCUCAUCUUCGUUACCGGCAACGAUGAAGCCUGCUCAGUCUCAGCAAUCGCUAUGCAUCAAGCAGGCACCGAUGUUGAAUUUCGCCCGAGCAGUCACAUCCACUAUUGCUCCCACGAACAACGCCAACAUAGGCUCAAAGCGGGCAUCUUUGGUUGUUCCGUAUAACACACCGGCUCCGGCAGUUCCUCCAAUCUCUGGCGCCCAUCUUACUGUUGUGCCGGUUGCCUCGCUUAGGGACGAUAAUAAUAGAUCCGCUAACGCCAUUAAUCGCGUGUCAGUGCUCCGUUCACCACCGCAGCCGAUAGCGGUAGCGGCAGCACCGGCUUCCAAGCAUCAACCACCGGCUGUGACCGCCGCAACUGCGACAGCAACAGCAGCGGUCCCAGUUCCGGUAUCAGCACCACCGCCACCGCAUAUCCUCACGACAAUCAAGCAAGAGCCGGACGCGGCACCCGAACGUGUCGACGAUGCGAACCACGCUCUCUCGAACGAGGCCAACAGCGAUCUGCUGCAGGAGACGACGAUGCUGGUAGAAGAGAAACCAUUGCUGGUUAACGUGGCAGCCGUUGCGGAAGAUUCCUCAACCGCAGCGGUCGGUUCUGUUCCUACGAGUAAUGGCGGCGCAUCGUGCGACGCUGCUAUUACGACAGUCGCCGGCGUUAUAACCAAUACCAGCGCAACCCAAACGCUGCUGGAGGAGGAUAUCAGUACGACAGCGGCGGUAAUAAUAUCUACUGAGCUGAUGAAAUUAGCAAAGGAUCAAGCAAGUUCCACUAAUGUCGUACAACAAGAACUAAUCGAACAGCAGGUAGUAACGGCGGCGGCGGCGAACUUGAACGCAGCGGACCAUGAUCCUGCCGAUGAUAUCCAGUCGGUAGUUGGAACGGAACCAGCAGCACCAGCAGCAACAGUUGAACACAAAGCGCUUCAGCAGGUCGCCGCGGCGGAAGUAUUGCCCGAUGCGUCACCAUCAUCUAAUGUUACGGCUACACAUCUGGAAAUACCACCUCCACCUCCUAAACGCGGCCGUGGACGUCCGCCGAAGGUGCCGAAAAUAUCUCCCUCUCCGGAAGCAGUAUCCGGCAAAACUGCGGCAUCAAAUGGUGCACCGUCGUCGGCAAAAUCCUACAUAUCCGUGUCGGCACUGUUCAAGCCGAAGAGCAAACGAACCCGAAACGUAGAGGAUGCAGCAGCAGCAGCAGCAGCUACCAUCGUCAGCGAGGAGCAGACUCAAAAGAAGACUGAAGCGAAUGAAGAAACCACAAUCGGUGAUGGUGGUGAUGUUGAGGGUAAAAGUCUUUCGAACGGCAAAGGAGGUAAAGCGACGAACGUACCGAAGGAGAUUAAAGUGCGAUCGCCGGCGUCGCUGAAGGCCAAGGGCACGGGUGGAGUAGUAACGAGCAGUGGAGGAGAGGAAACCGAAUCCGUCCUGGAAGAGCGCUCGGCGAUUGUUGUCGUCAACGUUGGAGAGCAGCUGGAGACCAGCUCUGCUGUUGAGAAAGAGGCGGUGAAAGAAUCAUCUCCCGGUUGUGACAGCGGUAUCGAGUCGGUAAGCGAUUCGAUGACGACGGCAAAGAAGCAUCCAACCCGUGGUCGUCCAAAGUCCAGCAUGAGCGCGAUCAGUGAGGAAGAUCGUGAAAAGAUCCCAACCAGUAAGGAGAAGGAAACAAGCGAAAACGGGAAAAAGCGUCGUUCGGGUUCGUUGGUGCCGAAACCACCGUUGGCACAGCACGGGACUCGGGAUCGUAAAAAUGAAGAGUUAUUGGGGGAUGAGGAAGAGGAGGAGGAUGACGACGACGAGCAACAGCCGCUCAAAGGGUUGAAAAAGCGCGCGGUACGGACGGCCCGGAAGCCAUCGGCCAAAGCGAAGGAAGCGGCCGAAGCCGCUGAAGUUGCCCAAUCGGUUGCACUUUCCUUCGGGGAUGAGAUUCAAUGCUGUAAGUGUGAUAUGUCGUUCAAAACGGAGGCUUGGUACCGGAAGCAUUUGAUGAACGCGCACGAGCUGGAUCUAAGCCAAACCGUACAGCUAUUAUCGUCGUUGGUAGCGAGUGGAAUGGGUGGAGAGGUUUCAACGUCAGAAGUAACACAAGCAAGCGGUGCGGAAGUGGUCCCCAGCGGCAGUGAGAUAAAUGGCGCAACGGAAGCCGAAGCUGCGAAGGCAGACGACAGUGCCUCAUCGAAGGAUAAAAUGUCCGAACACCACCGGGGGACUAAGGUAUCCAAAAAGGAAGUACUCUCCCCCUUGGCACCUUCAUCGUCGCGUAAACGAAGUAAAUCGAUGAUCUCGAGUGAAGAAGGAGGAAGUGGAAAGCGAAUGGCAGUAGAGGUGGUGGUGGCGAGUUCGAGUAAAAAGCAAUCGACCACGGUUCAGCAGAAUGGUGUCUGUAAAAAGGAGAUCAAGGUAGAGCAGCAGCAGCAACCGAGAACUCAAUUCGGUAACCUGCGACAAGACGACGACGCUAUGCCAGAGUCGAACGUAGCGGUAGAAGCUUCCCAGCAGAAUUCUUUAAUGGCUGCCGACGGCGAUUCGGCCUCGCCAUUGGAAACGAAGCCGCAAACGAAACAGGAACGCUACGAACCGUACGAUCCGUACGAGGGAGAUCCGGAAAAGCUGUCUCCAUUCGAGGAGGCGAAAGUGAUCGUACUAGAACCAGACACGGCCGCUACCGCUGGUGGUGGUUCGAUGCUCUUCAAGUGUACCAUCUGCGAUGGUCAGUUCACGGACAUUCCCGCCAUCAAAGAGCACCUGUCGACGGUACAUGCCGCGAUUAAGCGGCGCUCCUGCGAACACUGUGGCCGCACGUUCGUGCAGACGGGUGACCUGACGCGCCACGUACGCAUCCACACCGGGCACCGGCCGUUCAAGUGCCCGUUCCCCAACUGCACGUUCGCGUUCAUCUCGUCCGGGGACCUCUACAAGCACGUGCGCCGCCACAACGCGGACGUGGCCCUGCCGAAGCCGCACGCUUGCGACCAGUGCGGCAAGGACUUUGAGCGCUCGUACGAUCUGAAGCGUCACAAGACGAUGCACCUGAAGCAGCAGCCCGGUUUCGAGGGCAUUACGUGCGAAGUUUGCGGGAAAGUGUUCGCCCGGAAGGACCAGUACCGGGCGCAUACGUACCGCCACAUGGGCGUACGGCCAUACCAGUGCGAGGUGUGCGGGAAGGCGUUUACCGAUCCGAGCAACUACUCCAAGCACGCUCGGUUACACGAACUGGACGGUAUCGAGGUGGUGUGCGACUUUUGUGGACGUCCCUUUAAGAACAAGAGCGCCAUCUCGAAGCACAUCUUUCACUGCCAGCAGAAGAAGAUGCGCCGGAUGGCGGCCAAGGUGGAGAAGGGUGAAGGCGGCGACGGUGGUAGCGGCAAGACUCGACGCGUUGGAGUUGCGGCCGGGAUCGGCAAGUCGGAUGACACCGUGGAGGAGGCUCCGCUGAAGCUUAAGCAGGAACCGCAGAGUCGAAAGCAACAGCAGCAGCACGGCAAGAACGGUUCAAAACGUAAGCGACGACGACGACGCUCAAUGACACCUCAGUCAUCCUCCUGCUCCGAAGGCAUGGCCGACGACGAUGACGACGAUGACGACAACGACGACAACGACGACGACCAGGACGAGGACUACAGCGAAGGCAGCAUAAACCUCGAUGCACGCUUUGUAAAGCAACGGAAUCGGCGUAGCAACUACAAGAAUGGUGUUACCUUCGAGGCUUCUCAUUGAGCUGUUGAACCAUUUUUUUAUUCCCCACCGCGGAAGGGCCAUGUUUGUUUAACCGGCAAAGCGUGGCGCACGAUAAGCUUCAACUCGGUUGAGAUUCACAUCUUAAAGCAGGGAAAAAGUAUUACGAAUCGGAUUCGUACUAAAAGAAGUCUGAACUCUAUCCUAUCCUAUCCACUCAUCCAGCAUGAUGAGAAGAACACUUUUUACUGCUUUUAUCUUUCUUGUUUUACGUAAAACGACCAAAACGAAUGAAUAUUUAAAAACCCAACCUGGAACCGCCGUUUGAAAUACGGUUAUUUUAUGUAACUGAGUGAUUCAUCGCAAUGGAGUGAAGCUUUGUUCUCUUCUCUCACACUCGUUUGCCUCGGAACGGAAUGACUCUCUUUUUCUCGCUCAACUUUUUUUUUGUUCGUUUUUCUGAUAAGCAAUAAUAGCAACUAAGGAAAGCUAGAUAGAUAUUUUUUCUAUAACUUUUAAAUGAACUACAGAAAGAGGGGAAGAAGAGAAAAACACGAAUGGAACUCGCGAGAAAGUGAUGAUUAUGAUGAUAAUCAAAUUGUUACAUCAAACGGGAAGGAAAGGAGGAACGGAUUGAACUCCCAGGCUCUUCCUUAGCUAACGAGUCGUUUUGCUGGCUUUUGUCUACUUAUUUCUACUUACUUUUGCUAAAGAACUUAAUUCAUUUUAGGAAGAAUGUACGAUUCAAGAAUUCUCUUGCAUUAAUGUAAUGUAAUCGUAUGUAUACACAUUUACAUUUAUCUUUAUUAAAAAUAGUUAGUUUCUUUUUUAUAUUAAGAUCGUUUUUUCGAGUGCUAAUGAAAAAAGCUUGCUUCGAAACAUUCUGCCUGCAUUAUUCCGAUGCGUUUGUGCUCUAGUGCGCGGUUUGGAGGUUGCCUGCAAAGGCAUGUUCUUAUAUAAAUUAUUUAUCCGUACAUACUGUGUUCAAAAAAUUAAGUAGCAUUGCAGUUACAUGUUUUUUUUCAUAUUUUUUAUUUAUUCUUCCAAACUAAUUCCACCGCCUGCUAAGCCAUCCCGUGCACUUAUGCCAACGUAUGAUGAUGAUUGAUCGAUAUGAUUAGAGUAUAUGGGGCAAAUUGGUCACGAAGAAGAAGUGCAGUGUCGUGGUGCAAGAGCCAAGAGUUGUCUUGUCACAAUUUGGGCCUCGUUUGGCAGAUAGCGUUACACAAACAUCCCACGACGUUCCGGUAAUAUUCCACAAUAAUCGAAGAAAAACAAUGCCAACUUAAAUUUUGAACACAGUAGUACAUCGACCUCCUCCUCCGGCACUCACGAAGCAACCCUUGGAGUUUAGUUUGUAAGUGAAUCCACUAGAAACGUUAGUUUGUGCACCUUUCUAUUCGGCAAUGGUUUUACAUUCGUAUUAAUGCAUUUGAUUUAAUUUUAAAGCACCAUCAAAAUGAGCAAAAAAACAGCCGCGGAACUUUGGCAGGAGAAGUUAUUUGCUGUAUGAUCUUAUGUUUUCUCACUAGACGCUAGAACACAAACAAUGAUAUUUUACAAAGUGCUAGAAACCCAUCAAUGCUUGAUCGUACGCAACGAUGUUAAAAUUAACAUUAAAAGACACGCACAACUCAUAUCGGAAGAGGUUGAGAUUGAAAUGAAGAAUAAUAAUCAAGUUUUGGUGCAUUACAAACGACUACGAAGCUUUGUUUGAACUUUGUUUGACCUAAAAUAAAACAAAACUAAACUAAAAAACAAAACCACGUACCUUCUCGCAUGGAAACACUUGCAAACGUUCCAUACUGAAUAAACAAUAAACGAAACAUUCUAAUUUUAGUAUCGCUAAAAGAAAUUAAGUACGCAUAAGACUUUUUUGUAACAAAAUGAUAAAAAAAGAUUGAGGAAAAAGACAUUUAAAUACUAUUCCUUUUGCUCACAAAGUGAAAAGCGGAAAAAAGACAAGAGAAAAUAGAUAUUAUACAAUACAUACCGCUUGAGGUAACGCUCCCUACCAACCAAACCUGGUUGGACAAUUUGGAGUGAGUCUUUCGAUUUGAGAACACUGAUAAUAGUUGUAGGCAGGGAAAGGCGAAGACGAAUAGAAAGAUAGAGGAGUUUUCAUUCCGAUUGGUCUUAUUUAACGACAAAAAAUCCCUCAACGGACAACAGAUUGCGAGUCGUUUUGCUUCCACACGUUUAUAUAGGAGAGCGUAACGGCGUACCUUUGCGUAGGUUAAACAUAUAGUUAAGCAAACAGUAAAUAUAGCGAUCCGACAAAUUUAUCGGUU